AGCUGGUGGGAGUGGAACGCACUGGCCGUUGUAGCCGUCGCCUUCUUCCUCCCCACAGUCCGAACAGCGCGGUGACUAGGCCGUCGGCCCUCGAGCCGAGACAUAUCUCUUAUUUAGUUCUCGGGAGCGCCUGGCCGACAUGAGUGAUGUAGAGGAGAACAACUUCGAGGGCAGAGAGUCUCGCUCUCAGUCAAAAUCUCCAACGGGAACUCCUGCUCGUGUAAAAUCAGAGAGCAGGUCAGGAUCUCGUAGUCCAUCAAGGGUUUCCAAACAUUCCGAAUCCCAUUCUCGAUCAAGAUCAAAAUCCAGGUCAAGGUCAAGGAGGCAUUCGCAUAGACGCUACACUCGAUCCAGGUCACACUCUCAUAGGAGAGGAUCUCGGAGUAGGUCCUAUACACCCGAGUAUAGGCGGUGGAGGAGCCGGAGUCACUCUCCAAUGUCUAAUCGCAGAAGGCAUACUGGCAGCAGGGCAAACCCAGAUCCUAACACUUGCUUGGAAGUAUUUGGCCUCAGUUUGUACACAACAGAGGAGAGAGAUCUUCGUGAAGUGUUUUCUCGAUAUGGACCUCUGAGUGGUGUUAAUGUAGUUUAUGAUCAGCGAACUGGAAGGUCACGUGGAUUUGCUUUUGUGUAUUUUGAGAGAAUAGAUGACUCUAAGGAGGCUAUGGAGAGAGCAAAUGGGAUGGAGCUGGACGGUAGAAGAAUCCGUGUGGAUUAUUCUAUCACCAAGAGAGCGCACACACCCACACCAGGCAUUUACAUGGGCAGACCAACUCAUAGCGGUGGUGGAGGUGGCGGAGGAGGAGGUGGUGGCGGCGGAGGUGGUGGAGGUGGCAGACGACGAGAUUCUUACUACGAUAGAGGAUAUGAUCGAGGCUAUGACAGAUACGAAGAUUAUGAUUACCGGUACAGAAGAAGGUCGCCCUCUCCUUACUACAGUCGCUACAGGUCACGAUCAAGAUCCCGUUCCUAUAGUCCAAGACGCUAUUGAUACUGGAGUGAUUGUGCCCAAGGACUUUGCUUUUUCUCUUCUUUUUGAUUUUGGAUUCCCAAGCUUCCAUGCUUCCUAGUCCUUUAAAAAACA
Mus caroli (Ryukyu mouse) is the source of this 1084-nucleotide messenger RNA. Lineage: Eukaryota; Metazoa; Chordata; Mammalia; Rodentia; Muridae. The record is from RefSeq and is a predicted model, not a curated record.